UCACCACUCAGUCUAUCCUCAAUUCCUCUCCUCUCAUUACUUCUCUUUAUACACACAGUCACACCCUCCUAUCGACUUCCUACUGCUGAACUGAAACGUCCUCCUCCUCCUCUGCCAUGGCUUCCUCUGCCGCCCUUUCCGUCGCCAAGCCAUCUCUCCAGGCAAAUGGGAAGGGGUUCGGGGAAUUCUCGGGCCUCCGGAACUCGUCGGCAUCUCUUUCCUUUGGGAGGAAGAACUCCGAUGACUUCCUCUCCGUCAUUGCCUUCCAGACUUCUGCUGUCGGGAGCAGCGGAGGUUACAGGAAGGGAGUGGUGGAGGCAAAGCUGAAGGUGGCCAUCAAUGGAUUCGGGAGAAUAGGCCGGAACUUCCUCCGGUGUUGGCACGGCCGCAAGGACUCGCCCCUUGAUGUCAUCGCUAUCAACGACACCGGAGGUGUCAAGCAGGCCUCUCACCUCCUCAAGUAUGACUCUACCCUCGGCAUCUUCGAAGCUGAUGUCAAGCCCGUGGGCGACUCUGCCAUCUCCGUGGACGGCAAGGUCAUCCAGGUCGUCUCCAACCGCAACCCCCUCAACCUUCCCUGGGGGGAAAUGGGGAUCGAUCUGGUGAUCGAAGGAACUGGAGUGUUUGUUGACCAGGAGGGUGCCGGCAAGCACAUCCAGGCUGGCGCCAAGAAGGUGCUCAUCACCGCCCCCGGCAAGGGUGACAUCCCAACUUAUGUCGUCGGGGUCAAUGCUGACCUCUACAACCCGACUGAGCCCAUCAUCAGCAAUGCCUCGUGCACCACCAACUGCCUUGCCCCUUUCGUCAAGGUCCUCGACCAGAAGUUCGGCAUCAUCAAGGGCACCAUGACAACCACCCACUCCUACACCGGUGACCAGCGCCUGCUCGACGCUAGCCACCGUGACUUGAGGCGUGCAAGGGCAGCCGCACUCAACAUCGUCCCGACCUCCACUGGAGCAGCCAAGGCCGUGGCCCUCGUCCUCCCCACCCUAAAGGGGAAAUUGAACGGCAUUGCCCUCCGUGUCCCCACCCCCAACGUGUCGGUGGUCGACCUCGUCGUGCAGGUCUCCAAGAAGACCUUUGCUGAGGAGGUGAACGCUGCCUUCAGGGAUUCGGCGGAGAAGGAGCUGCAGGGCAUCCUGUCAGUGUGUGACGAGCCGCUUGUGUCGGUGGACUUCCGGUGCUCCGAUGUGUCCUCCACCGUCGACUCUUCCCUCACCAUGGUCAUGGGUGACGACAUGGUGAAGGUAAUUGCGUGGUACGACAACGAGUGGGGCUACUCCCAGAGAGUCGUCGAUCUCGCCCACAUCGUGGCCAACCAAUGGAAGUGAGGUAUCCGGGUCUAUAUAUAUCAUCGAUCGAAUAGAGCCAUGGACCGAGUGAAUGAUGAUUUUGGACUGCUAAUUAAUAUUGGUGUCCUCCAAAAUCUGUGCAUUAUUUUAUUUUUAAUCUUAAGACGCAGCUGUUUCGCAAUAUAAUGUAAUGAGAUCAUGCGGAACAAUUUCUUGUUUCUGAUCGUUUAUGACAUAAUAAUGAAUUUUUUUUCUCUUGGGAGGAUUUC
Molecule: messenger RNA, 1561 nt
Organism: Punica granatum (pomegranate)
Lineage: Eukaryota; Viridiplantae; Streptophyta; Magnoliopsida; Myrtales; Lythraceae
Source: RefSeq, a predicted model, not a curated record